UUACGUGGACUGCGGAAAUAAUGAUGCCACGACACAUGGUCCAAUGGCGCGUGUAUGUCUACACCAAUUCGCUAUAUUCGCUGCCGGAUCGCGAGACGAGCGGCUUUCGCGGCUGGUCACCCCAAUACUUCCGCCGCAAUCCCUUCGAGGUCCAUAGGGUUAUGAUGUGGGUAAACCGGGAUGUUUCGGUGCUGAUCAGGAACAGGAAGGCGGAUGUUUUCUAUCUGUACGAGACCAUCAAGAAUCUGCUGCCUCGUCUUGGCUUGGACAGCAUGCAUUUCCGAAAGUCAAUGGUCCACUUUUUUGGAGCCAAGACGGAACUUUUCAUCCACGAACUGAUCAACUUUGCUCGUUCCCCGUACGAUGAUCUAAUGGCCUACGAGUGCAACACCCAGUACAGGGCCUUAUUGCCGGACGAUAAUGGUCCCAGUACCUCGUCGCUAUCCAGGGAUCACGAGUUCUUGUCCUCGAGACUGCUCAACUUUGUGGACUUCACGCGUCGCAUCAACUACGACGAUUGCGGUGGCUUCGCGGCGGAUCUGGCGCUGGAGGAUGAGGACUACGGGGAACUAGAUGAUAUGAUGGUGGAGUGCUAUAGCGCUCCAUUCUUGAUGAAGUUGGACGGCCAGGUGGUGACAGCCCGAAUUAUCCCAAGCUCGCAAGCUAUAGCAUCUAACCAGGGUCAGGUGAAUCCACAAACUCAAUCCCAGGCCCAGCAAGCGGCAAUUCAGCCAUCUCAGCAGGCGGUUCAGCGAUCCUUGCCGUCGGGACAGCAAUUAGGCCAUCAGCAUGCCUCAUCGUCCGCUGUCAUGCCCCCAUCUAUAGAGGAUCUGGAACUCGAGGUGGCCAUCGAGCGCAGUAUGUUCGAAGGAGCCGCCCAAGUUUCCGGCGGUCAAGGUAGCGAUCUCGUCCUGCCAACCGGACGAGUGUUGCGCUUUGCCAAUAGCAACACCAAUAACCGUGCGGUGCGCAAUCCCAACGGAAGUGAAUCAGGCUCCGGUGUCAUGAAUCCACCACCACCACCAAACGUUGCCACCGGCACUUCCUCCGCCGUGCCGAACAAUCCAAGAAAUGUGUCCUUACACCGGCCCCGCCGCCGCCGCAUGCCCUACCAACGCUAG
Drosophila erecta is the source of this 1121-nucleotide messenger RNA. RefSeq names its product E3 ubiquitin-protein ligase Topors. Gene Ontology annotation, molecular function: ubiquitin protein ligase activity. The record is from RefSeq and is a predicted model, not a curated record. The transcript is spliced from 2 exons. Gene Ontology annotation, biological process: protein polyubiquitination; protein monoubiquitination. Bases 21 to 1121 code for a protein of 366 amino acids. NCBI's taxonomy places the organism in Eukaryota, Metazoa, Arthropoda, Insecta, Diptera, Drosophilidae.